Molecule: messenger RNA, 1156 nt
Organism: Vidua macroura (Pin-tailed whydah)
Lineage: Eukaryota; Metazoa; Chordata; Aves; Passeriformes; Viduidae
Gene: TMEM205
Product: transmembrane protein 205
Exons: 3
Coding region: 168-761 (197 amino acids)
Source: RefSeq, a predicted model, not a curated record
UGCAGCCCGGUCGGGUGUGUGGUGGUGAGGCUGGAACGGGGCUGUGCCAGCUCCAAAGCUUUUCCUGAGUAAGCAGGUUUGUGAACCUGAACUGCAUUUGCCCUGCGAGCAGCAAGGUGACAGCAGCAAGCACAGCUCAGCGCCGAAUUCGGGGUGACCUGGCUGACAUGAAGGGACCCGUCCCCAUCCAGGACGCCAUGGCAAGUGACACGGAGCCCUCCAACGCCAUCAAACUGCUGCACCUGCUUUUCCUCUCCACCUCCUGGGGAAUGCAGGUCUGGGUGACCUUCGUGGCGGGGUUUGUGAUGAGCAGGCACCUCCCUCGCCACACCUUCGGCUCCAUCCAGCGGGAGCUCUUCCCCUACUACUUCCACAUCAGCUCCACCUGUGCCUUCCUCAACCUGACCCUGUUUGCCAUGUCCCACCCCAGCGAGCGGCUCGGCGAGGAGCACACGGCCCAGAUCAUCAUCUUCCUCGUCUGCAUCGCCGCCUCGGUGCUGAACACGCAGUGGUUCGGGCGGGUCGCCUCCGACACGGUGGCCGAGCUGCAGCUGGUGGAGCGCAGGCACGGGCUGGGGCAGGAGGUGGGGCUGGCAGGCAGCGAGCCCCGCAGGCAGCUCCGCGCCUCCAACCCCAGCUACGGGCAGCUGGCCCGGCGCUUCGCCCUCCACCACGCUCUGUCCUCCCUCUGCAACCUCCUGUGCAUCGUGUGCAACGGGCUGAGCCUGCACCACCUGGCUGCCCAGCUCUCUGCCCUCUGAGGGCACUGCCAGGCGACGGCUGCACAGUGCCCACCCCCUGCUGCCUCGCUGUAAAGCAAGCCCCAGCUUUGGACAUUAAACUGCAGCAUCCUCGGGUGGAGAUACUCUUGCUGUGUUUGUGCACGGUGCAGAAAUUUAGGAAUAGUGAAAUGGAAUUGUUUUCUCUAGAGCUGCCUGCAGCCAGGCUCCGUGAUUGAAGCAGGAGUGUUUUAUGGCUGAACAGCUUUCUAAUGCCCCAUGCACUGGCUGUGUCUAAAGCUGCAGUGUAUUCCUGCAGAAGAGAAAGAAAUGAGAGAUUGAGAAUUACUUCUAAUUAAAAGCCAAACGCUAAUACAGAAGUGCAGAAGACCCUGCGUGUUGGCUGUACCAGUUAAUGUAGUGGAUAAAGGUGUUAU